AUUUUCACAUUCUCAAGCUUUUCUUUCAUCCCAACUUUAUUCUAGCUAGUUUCGUCUCUACAAAAACCCUUUUCUUUUCUCAGAAUCAUAAACAACCUCCAUAGUUUCCAUUCCUUCUGCAUUUCACAUUUGGUAUCGAAUCGGAUAAAAAGGACUUCUCUUUGUGUUGGAUUAACGAUGAAUAAGAGAAGUGAAUCUUAUCUAGAAGAAGAAGAAAUAUGAGAUCUUUGAGCAGUGUGGGACUUGCUCUAAGCAUAGUCUUUGGUUGUUUGCUACUAGCUCUUCUUGCUGAGCUCUAUUACUUGCUUUGGUGUAAGAAGAGGUCGACGACGAGAAGACCUGAUUUUCGUAAUGACUAUUCUACCCCUGGAACCAGAGAGCUUCUCUUUAUCUUCUGUUGUAGUAGUAGCACAAACCCUUCUUCUUCUCCUCUUUCUUCUUCCUCUUUCUCAAACCCUAAACCCAUUGAAACUCAACAACACUGUCCUCUGAAUAAUGGUUUUGAGAAUGUUGGUGGUCCAGGGCUUGUGCCGAGGUUUCUGUUCACAAUCAUAGAGGAAACAGUGGAAGAAAUGGAAUCUGAAGAUGUGGUUUCCACAAAAGGAAAGAGUUUGAAUGAUUUGUUUCUUAAUAUGGAAAGUGGUGCCAUAACUCCUCCAUAUCUCACUCCUCGUGCUUCUCCUUCGUUGUUCACGCCUCCUUUAACUCCAUUACUAAUGGAAUCUUGUAAUGGUAGAAAAGAAGAGAUCUCGAGUUUCUUCGAGUCAUCGUCUGAUGCUGAGUUUAAUAGACUAGUGAGAUCAUCUCCAUUGUCAUCAUCACAUUCACCAUCAUCAUCUUCAUCUUCGCCAUUGUCGAGAUUCAAGUUCUUAAGAGACGCUGAAGAAAAGCUCUACAAGAAGAGAGUGAUGGAGAUUGCAGAAGCUGAGUAAAUUCAAAGGGCUAAAAUUGGUACACAGUUCAAGAAUCGGAUUUGUUCAAGUUCAAUCAAGAAGAUGAGGUCUUGGAGAAAACCAGGGAUGAUUAAUAGAAUUAGACCGGUUUUUUGGUCUGAUUUAAUCAUCCUUAAUCAUCAACACUUUUUUGGUGGAUUAAACCGAUUGUAAAUUU
Molecule: messenger RNA, 1110 nt
Organism: Arabidopsis arenosa
Lineage: Eukaryota; Viridiplantae; Streptophyta; Magnoliopsida; Brassicales; Brassicaceae
Source: the annotation of a GenBank genome assembly